UGGAGGAGGAGCCCGCGGGAGGCAGGCGGAGCUGCAGGAGGGGGCAGCCCGCCCAGCCGGGGAGCGGGGAUGGGCGCUUGAAAGGGGAAUCUGUGGCCGGAGGAGGGAGAGCGGGACAAGUGGCUGGCGCAGGCUUCCCGGCAGGGACCUUUGUGGCGCGGCUCAGGCCGGCGGGAGAGCGCCCAGCAUGGAGCCCGUUACCAAGUGGAGCCCAAAGCAAGUCGUGGACUGGACCAAAGGCUUGGAUGAUUGCCUGCAGCAGUAUGUCCCCAAAUUUGAACGGGAGAAGAUAAAUGGUGAACAGCUGUUACAGAUUUCAAAUCAAGAUCUCGAAGAGUUGGGUAUCUCUCGAAUUGGACACCAGGAACUGGUUCUGGAGGCGGUGGAUCUUCUUUGUGCACUGAAUUAUGGCCUUGAAACAGACAAUAUGAAGAACUUGGUUCUCAAAUUGCGAGCUUCUUCCAACAACCUGCAGAAUUAUAUCAGCAGCCGGAGGAAAAAUUCAAAGUAUGAUGGAAAAACAUCACACAAACCCCCCAAUGAAUUCCUCACUUCAGUGGUGGAGCUCAUUGGUGCUGCUAAGGCCUUGCUAGCAUGGUUGGACAGGGCCCCAUUUACAGGGAUUGCUGACUUCUCAGCGACAAAGAACAGAAUCAUUCAGCUCUGCUUGGAUCUCACCACCACAGUUCAGAAGGAUUGCACUGUGGCUGAAAUGGAAGAUAAAGUUCUACAUGUAUCCAAGAUUUUAAAUGGAAUUUGUGAUAAGAUGAUCAGAUCAACUACAGAUCCAUUGAUGAGCCAGAGUGCAUGUCUGGAGGAGGUUCAUUUAACCAACAUUAAACCUGGGGAAGGCCUGGGAAUGUAUAUCAAAUCAACUUACGAUGGAUUACAUGUAAUUACUGGAACUACAGAAAAUUCCCCCGCUGAUCGAUCUCAAAAGAUUCAUGCUGGUGAUGAGGUGAUCCAGGUUAAUCGUCAGACUGUAGUGGGAUGGCAACUAAAAAACCUUGUGGGAAAGUUGCGAGAGAAUCCUUCUGGAGUUAAAUUGCUACUUAAGAAACGUCCUACAGGCUCUUUUAAUUUUACUCCAGCCCCACUGAAGAACCUACGCUGGAAACCACCACUUGUACAGACCAGUCCUCCACCAACUACAACUCAGUCACCAGAAAGCACCAUGGAUACCUCGAUGAAGAAAGAGAAGCCAGCCAUCCUGGACCUCUAUAUACCUCCACCACCAGCCGUUCCAUAUUCUCCUCGGGAUGAGAAGGAGAGUCUCGUUUAUGGAGGAGGUAAUAAAGCUAAGCCGCCAUUACCUGGCUCCAAAGGUGCAGAGUCUCCUAAUUCUUUCCUCGAUCAGGAAAGCCGAAGGCGAAGGUUUACUAUUGCGGAUUCUGAUCAGUUGCCUGGGUAUUCCAUGGAAGCAAAUAUACUGCCAACAAAGAUGAGGGAAAAAACACAGUCUUAUGGAAAACCUCGCCCUCUGUCGAUGCCUGCAGAUGGGAGCUGGCUGGGAGCUGCAGAUCCUUUCUUGAGGCCCCGAGCACCAGGGAGAAAAGGUGAAGAUGUCCUCUGCAGGUACUUCAGUAAUGAGAGGAUACCCCCAAUCAUUGAAGAAAGUUCCUCCUCGCAGCAGCAUUUUGCAAGGCCAGUGGCUGACAGGCAAUUAGUGAGGGGCGCAGACUACAUCAGAGGCAGCAGGUGCUUUGUGAACACAGAUCUUCAUAACAGUGCGACUAUACCUUUCCAGGAGGAAGGAGCUAAAAAACUCUCUGUUACAUCACCCACAAAAUCUUCCUCCACAGAGCCCUCGCUACUGGUCAGUUGGAUCACAAGACUUAAACUGUUGACUCACUGAUUGUUUGAUAGAAUUUGUUCUCAUCUUCUGUUACCAAGUGCCUUUGUUCCUCAGUCAGACUUCUUGCUUUUCAGCUACAGUAUUACAUAGUGACUGGUGUGUUGAUCUAUUCCUGGAGAGUUGUACACAUCUCCCCUUUUUUGGCUCUAAUAUACUGGAACGGAGAGGAUUGGAUAAUGUGAGAUGGAAGUGGGAUAAAGGUCUAGUUUCUUUUUCCUGCCCCAAAGUUGAGGGAAUUCAUUCCUCUGGAAACAAGUAAGGCUCCAGUGAAUCAGAGGUCAUAUCUGGUCAGAAAUCUGUAUGACCUGUGCAGAAGCAAUCGUUGCAUUAAAAUGAGGUCCAGUGGCACUUCAUUUGCUAAAAUGCUCUGAUGCCGCACAACCUACUGGCUUGCCGAAUAUGUAGGGCUAAGCAAAAAUCCAGAGCUGUUCUCCUGACCAGAAGGCAAGAGGGUAAACAUCUAUUUUGUAUAAUAAUGUGGUGUUGUGGCAAGUACUGCUGCAGCUUUAACUUUAUAAGGAAUAAAGGUAGCUUCUUCUCUGUGAUAACCAGAGAACUGUGUUAGGAAUAUAUUAAACCUGGUUUAUAAUCCAGUUAUUGAGAUCUCCAUACAGGCAAACGAGUGUUCUCUGAUUUGCUGCAGUGCUCAUCCAUGAAGAUGUGGAUUGCUACAACAUGCCAAGAAAGAGCAUCUAUAGAGGUGGUAAAAGAAAUGUAUUUUUUCCUUCAUUGUUUGAGAAUGAUUUGCUGUUAACCAAAGUAUCCAUAUAAAAACAAACCUGUUGGUUUUAUGGAACCUCUACAGUGGUUCAGUUUUUGAACUGAUAGAUGUGUUUUCAGAAAGAAAAAUAUGCUGUGACACGUUACAGUAGUAAGACACCUGGCUAUUUUUAAAUGUAGCUCCAGUUUUUCACCUUUAAAAGUCUCAAGUAGCAGCUGGAAUUUGGGAAAGGGGAAAAAGCUUGUAAAAUUAUGGUUAUUAAAGAAUCAUUGUUUAAAACUGAAUGUACAAGAGGUUGUUAGUAUUCAAAAAAAGUGUUUAAUUUAAGUGUUAAAUAUAGCUGUAUAUUUUUUUUACUCUUAACCAUAUGUAGUUUGUAUAUUCCUAUCUACAGCACUGUGCACUAAUUAACCAGUGCCAAAAAAACUGUUAUGUUCUCCAUUAAAUCAACUGCCAAAUGCUGCAUUGGGUGAUUUUGCAGUAAUGACAGAGCCUCCUGUGUUCCAUCUACAUUAAAGAAAGGAAAAACAGUUUAGUGUCUGUCUGUACUAUGGAUUUUAGCAUGUUGGGGUACUGCCCUGACUAUGUUAUGACAUAGCAUGGUUUUGCCUAUGUAGGUGUGACCAAGCUGAUGUUAUGAAAAUGUUAUGGAACUCUGUUAUGGCCCUCUAGAGACCAGGUGGUUAAAUUCAGCUCUCUGGUAAGUUAGUGCAACUCUGACUUCAAUGGUGAUUUAUACUAGGGUGGAAUUUUGUCCCUAGAGCUGUAACAUGGUUAUAACACAGUUUGGUUCCAUCUUCAUAGGCAUGACCAUACCACAUUAUAAUGGAGAGUAGUGCAGUAGUACCCUCACUUUCAACAUGACAGAACUGGUAGUGCAGACAAGGCCAAACUCACUUGUAGUUCAGUCAAGUUCCACCUGUGUGGAUGGGGCGGAGCUGAGUGCAGAAACUGCUUUGGUAUAAAUAGAUCUAGGCAACCAACUCUGUGUGUUAGACGCCCCUUACAACGUAGUCCAGCCCUGUGCACGUAGGCGAGGCUGGCUGCUGUUGAACUAUGGUCCAAUUCAACAACUGCUGUUAAAGUCAGUG
Mauremys reevesii (Reeves's turtle) is the source of this 3667-nucleotide messenger RNA. RefSeq names its product CNKSR family member 3 (gene CNKSR3). Gene Ontology annotation, biological process: regulation of signal transduction. The transcript is spliced from 13 exons. Gene Ontology annotation, cellular component: membrane; cytoplasm. Bases 188 to 1855 code for a protein of 555 amino acids. Gene Ontology annotation, molecular function: protein binding. NCBI's taxonomy places the organism in Eukaryota, Metazoa, Chordata, Testudines, Geoemydidae. The record is from RefSeq and is a predicted model, not a curated record.